AUGGAUGAGGCACGGAAAGGGAAGACUAUCAAGUCUGCCUUUGACAGCCCUACAUUUGAUACAGAUGUUACUAUACUUGUUGAACGUAAUGUAGGGUCCGCAACGAUAUCCCCCUCCGGGAGGGAUAUUGCUCUUGCUUCCACUGAUGGGCUCGAUAUAAUUGACCUCGAUUCUCCUCUGAACCCUCCCCGCCAUCUGCGACAUGGACUUCCCUGGCUUGUAGCAGAUGUACAAUGGUCCCCUUUUGCAGCGAGAGACUAUUGGGUGGUCAGCACCGCAAACCAGAAGGCGCUGGUAUGGAACCUGAAUAUGCAAGAGGAUACAUCACAAGGCGCGAUCGAACAUACGCUUCACGGUCAUACGAGAGCUAUCACGGAUAUCAACUUCUCGGCUCAUCACCCAGAUUUGCUCGCAUCGUGUGCGGUCGACGGAUUUGUACACGAAUGGGAUUUGCGCAGGCCCAGACGGCCUGCCAUUACGUUUUGCGAUUGGUUCGCAGGGGCAACCCAAGUCAAAUACAACCGCCAAGAUUCUCAUAUUCUAGCUUCAUCUCAUGAUCGUUGGCUGAGGAUCUGGGAUGAUCGAAAGGGGUCAACACCGUUGAGAUCGAUAAAUGCACACGAGUCAAAGAUAUAUGGCGUGGACUGGAACCGAACUAGGACAACAAAAAUUGUGACCUGCUCUCUAGACAAGAGCAUCAAGUUUUGGGACUACGAAAACGACGUAGAUGAACCCGAACGUAUCAUAAGGACUGAUUUUCCAGUCUGGCGAGCUCGGCAUACUCCUUUUGGGUGGGGCGUGCUAGCUAUGCCACAGGAUACUCCCGGAAUUCUGCACCUGUAUGACCAACGACUUCAGGAGGAUGCUAUCAAAGACGGACCUUCUCCAAGUGUUGCUACAUUUCCGGGACAUGGCAAUUCGCGGGUUAAAGAAUUCUUGUGGAGGAGUCGAGGAGGGGUUACAGACGAGGGCGUCGACAAUCGUGAAUUCCAACUAGUCUCUUGGGGGGAUGAUAAUCAUUUACGACUUCAGCACGUCGAUCCACAAACACUCGACGGAGUUGGUUAUGUGAAAGGCACUCGGGUCCUCCAGAAACUAAGUUUGACUCGCCAGGGUGCCGUGUAUAAGACGUUUCGCACUGUUGAAAAUUCCUCUAUUGAGAAGAAAAACUCUACAAUAUCGGGCCCCCGACCUGCAAGUUCCGGCUUGAAGGUCAGUGCAUUGAAGGUGGUGGGAAUGAAGAAAAUGGCUUUACCUCGGAAUAGUCGAACCCAUAUGAUGGUUCGAGCUCCUGCGAUAACAGGCAAAGACAAAUCUCUCAAGCACGACGACCAAAACCAAAACCAAAUUGGUUGGAUGAGUGGAAUCAAAUUCAGCAAGCCGGAGAAUAGAAGUGCUUCACAACUACGACCUUCAUCGAGAAGAUUUUCCCUUCUGAAUCCCGAACUCACAGACGAAGAGGAUUGGGACCCCCCGGAGAGCUUGCAUGAUGAGAUUAUCCGCAUUCAUGAACAACUGCCCAAAAUUACUUUCGACGAUGUGAACAUGGACACAAGGACCUUGGUCGCGUCGAUGAAUGGGCCGUGGGGAGAGGACGGCAAUCCUAUUUAUACUAAAGUCACCGUGGCAUUCCCAGACCAGUAUCCCGAAUCGAAAGCCCCAACCUUUACCAUAGGCAAGACAUCACUCAUGUCAGAUGCGGUAUACGAAAAAUUGAAACGGGAAGUACAACAAAUAUCUGCAGGUUUUGUGGCGCGGAGGCGAGGAUGUCUGGAAGCCACCCUUUGUUAUCUCCUAGGCGAAGUUGAUCUUGAGACAAGUACAACGUUCUUCAAAGAUGAUACUGAUGACGACUUGGAUGCUCUUGCCGACGAGAGUUCAAGUGAUGACGACGAUGGUGACAUCCCAGCCGGUGCUUCAGCGAUGAUGUCUCAAGAACUAGACUCGAGUGUAGACAUGCUUCCCCCAAUAAAUCGCAAUGCGAAUGUUCCAUUACCAAGGUUUUGCGGGGCUCGGUUUUCAGCAACCGGCAAGCUAGUUUGUUUCUUCCCACCUAAAGAAGACAAGGUCAAGUCGCUUCUGGAGACCUUCGUUGCAAAGAAUAAUGCGCGUUCGCGUGGGGAACCCAGCUUUGAAAACUUUGGCCGUCUAAACAACAAUACCUCGCCUAUCCCCCGAAUCAAAGCGAUGUCUCUUGCAUCAGAAAGCAAGUAUGAUUCUGAUGAAUCUGACGAUUCGGAGGCGUCAUCGUCUAGCGAUUCGGACUCCUCUCACUACCGCGUUACCCGUUUCCCAAUGUCUGAUUACUUCCGCCGAUCGGCCCGUCGACCUUGGGCAAGAGCCUCUCCAACUAUACUGUCCCAGCGAUCAAGUGCGGGAGGGACGGGAACUGGAACGGGUACCGGGACGGGAUUAGGCAGGAGUAGACCCUCGAAGCCGAAAAAUAUCAUAGCCGUGCAUGAUAUCUCUGAUCUACUUCCGUCAAAGCAGGUACUCGCUGAUAACUAUGCCAUAUUCGGGGAUGGACCAGAUGUGUGUGAGCAUAAUUCAACUGUUGCUGAAACACAUGGGUUCAGCGAUCUUGCUGACGUCUGGAGAUAUGCCGCUCUGCUAUUGCACAACGAAAUUCCGUUGGAAGUGUUAGAUAAGCUCCAUGACGGCGAACCAGUCCUUGUCAUAGCCCGAGAUGCUAUCAAACGGGAACGAAGCAAUAGUGGAUCUGACAGUGGAGUUGACAUAUCUUUUGAUGCGCAAGGGCGGCCGAACAGUCUGUCGGGACGAGUUAAGUGGGGUCAUAGUCCACUGGCAAAGCAGCUCAUCUGUGAUUUGUUCGCGCAUUUCGAGUCACUGGCAGAUGUCCAGAUGCUAGCAAUGCUUUCAUGCAUAUUCAACGAGCCAGUUUCGAACGAUGUAGUCUCGCGAUCAAAGUCGCAGUUGACCCAGCCUCAAACACCAAUUUCAAUGAAAACUCCAGCGUUCUCACUAGACUAUUUUCCUACGGAUUGGAGCAAGUAUCUCAAGACUCCUAAUCAUUCCGCGGUAUCGACCCCAAAGACAGCCCAUACCCCUUCUGGCUUGUACGGAUCUGUAGGCUCAUCGACAGGAGCUUGGGGAAGCGAUCCAGCAUCGGCAUCCUAUUCUUGUGGAGAAACGCCUCCUCUUCGUUCAAGUCGUACAAGUCUAGAACAUCUUAAUCACCAGCCCCAAAGCUUAUCCACAUCACCAGACAAUUCUCGAGGCUAUCGUCGCGUCAACUCGGGAAUUGCUUCCAGUUUUGCUGCCAGCUUUUCUCGGCCAUUCUCUAUGACAGCACCAUCCUCGCCCCCAAAUCCACCCCCAAGCCGCAAACGGCCAAGUCCUGUAGAAAACCUGAUGAGCUCUAUAGCACCAAGUGUUGUUACUUGGGGAAACACAACAGUUAUAGGCAGUGUAAGGGAACAGACGAAUACUGGAAGGUCAUCCAUGUCCGAUGAUGAAGAUGCAAAGGACGGGUUCAAGCCAACAAUCUGCACUGGCAUCAGCGUAACCAUGGAAAAUCAACAUGCUUUCGAUGACGAAGGAUGCAUAACCGCAGGCCUAUUAGAUCCAAGCGGUUCCUCGCUCUAUGCAGGCUACCGCAGAGCUUACGCUGAGCUUCUCUACAUCUGGGGCCAUCCACUUGCUCGACUAGAAAUACUCAAGUUCAACGGCCUCAAAGACCUAUUCUCUGAAGUGGAUAUCCCAGACACUAGGUCAUUUGCAGGCUCCACGCUCUCCAACGAUACCCACGCGCUGAAUCAUCCAUCUCCUUCAAUAUCUCUAGGCAAGAAAGACCACAGCCAUCCGCUAUCGCCAGGCUUGGAUCAUGGUCUCGAUGUAACCGGGUAUUGCCUCAAAGAUGAAUGCCGUCUCGAACCACUAGGUCCAAGUAAUGGGGGCGGCGCUAUCGGUCGCUGUGAAAAAUGCAAAACCACCCAACGUGAGCUCCGUUGCAUCAUUUGCUUGGAACCUAUCAGCGCGCUGUUUUCACCUUGUCUUCAUUGCAACUGCGCAACUCAUCAAGACUGUCUACUCGAGUAUCACUCUUAUGGCAACACCGAAUGCCCAGGCGGAUGCGACUGCGAUUGUGGUGACAAGGCAAGCAUUGGCCUAAUUGAAAGCUGGGGGGUUCUGACGAGUGCUAUUGAGCAAAUGAGACUUUUGGAUGCACAGAGUUCGGGAAAGGAGAAGGAGCUGCUGCAUGAAUGGGGCGGAGAGGAAAAGAGCGAUUGGGAUACUCUUGAUGCUCCUGGUGGCGGGAUGGGACGGGGUUACUCUACUUUGAGUAAGAGAUUUGUUGGCGUUCGAAAUGGGGACUGGGGCAUACCUAGUGGGAAGAAGAAGGCUAGUAGCCUGAGGAACGAAGAAUUGUUUUGA
Lachnellula hyalina is the source of this 4395-nucleotide messenger RNA. RefSeq names its product putative RWD,RING finger and WD repeat-containing protein. The coding region runs from base 1 to 4395 and encodes 1464 amino acids. Gene Ontology annotation, molecular function: protein binding. The record is from RefSeq and is a predicted model, not a curated record. NCBI's taxonomy places the organism in Eukaryota, Fungi, Ascomycota, Leotiomycetes, Helotiales, Lachnaceae. The transcript has 2 exons.